Molecule: messenger RNA, 681 nt
Organism: Lodderomyces oxycetoniae
Lineage: Eukaryota; Fungi; Ascomycota; Pichiomycetes; Serinales; Debaryomycetaceae
Exons: 1
Coding region: 1-681 (226 amino acids)
Cellular component (GO): mitochondrial outer membrane
Molecular function (GO): nascent polypeptide-associated complex binding
Source: RefSeq, a predicted model, not a curated record
AUGUCCAACGUACCAAGUCACGAACAAGUCAAGAAGGAUGUCAAGAAGGAUGUCAAGAAGGAUGCUGAAAAUAUUCAAAAAAGAGCUGCUGCUGAUAUCAAUGAGGCAAAAGAGCAAGGCAAGGCUAAAGCUCGCGAUUUAAAAAAUCAGGGUCAAGCAAAAGCUGAAGACUUGAAACAACGAGGUGAAUUUGAAGCUGAGGCUUUGAAAGAACUGAGCAAAGAGUUGCUUGAAGCUGCCAGUGAAAGAGGACAACUAAUUUACGAAACUGCUAAUGAAAAAGGUCAGGAAGCCCUUGAAGCCGCUAAGAAGGAGCUUGGUCAUUUGGAAAAAGAAGGCAAGAAUAUCUUUGCUAAAAUUUGGGCACUGUUGAAAAAGAAUGCUCAUGCUCUUGGUGUAAACGUACAAAAAACCGGAAAGCAGAUUGAAGUAUCAACCGGUAAUUUGUUGCAAAGAGUUGGUGUUGAAUUGCAAAAUCCAGUUGUCAUAACUCAAAUCUUUGUGGUUGCUGGUGGUGUUGCUGCUGGAUACUUGGGAUAUUUGGAAAAGCACAGAAUCAGAUCCGAUAACAAUGUUGUAGUGGGUCUCCAUGCUUCUAUUGUUACAGGAUUGGUUCUUCUUGAUGGAUUUUUGUUUAACAAAUACUACCCAAAAUACGACAAGAAAAGUAGAAUUGCGUAA